Lachancea meyersii CBS 8951 is the source of this 1800-nucleotide messenger RNA. The record is from the annotation of a GenBank genome assembly. NCBI's taxonomy places the organism in Eukaryota, Fungi, Ascomycota, Saccharomycetes, Saccharomycetales, Saccharomycetaceae.
AUGCAAGGUCGUUCGGUCAAUCAGAACAACAGUCAUGUACUCAAUGAUGAUGACAUUGAAAGUAUAAUCAACCCUGGAGAAUCGACAGGUGGCAGCGAUCAUCGUAACUCACAGCCCGUGGUGGAGGACAUUGUAAAUCCCGCAUGGGAUCCCACAGGUGUGAUGUCACCUAGCAAUUUGGGCCCGCAGUCGGCACAGAGUGCUGGACCUGGACCUGGCCCGUUUUCGCCGCUCACAACUCACCCGUCACUAAUACCAAUGGACCAUUCUGGAGACAUCAUUAGACGUGGCACACCUAGCGGCUUUUACCCUGGAUCUGCGAGCCCAGAAGCUAGUCGUGCACCUAUUCACGAAUCUCUACUCUCGGACACUAUUCUCAUGCCAUAUAGAAAUAGGCUGCUGAAACCCAUUGCGAAGCCUGCAGCCUCUGUUGCACCGAAACAGCUGCCCAAGCGGAAACUCACCAGUGCCAAGACAAGACCGGCCUUCGUAAACAAACUGUGGUCAAUGGUCAACGACAGUGCGAAUGCUGAGCUCAUGUAUUGGGCCCCCGAUGGGAAAUCUUUUAUUAUCUCCAAUCGCGAGGGCUUCGUGCAUGGAGUUUUGCCCAAAUAUUUCAAGCACUCGAAUUUCGCAUCGUUUGUGCGCCAACUGAACAUGUACGGCUGGCAUAAAGUGCAAGACGUACGAUCGGGGUCGAUCCAGGCCAAUUCCGAUGAGAGAUGUCAGUUUGAGAACGAAAACUUCGUUCGGGGCGCUGAGGACUUGCUUGACAAUAUUGUAAGGCAAAAGCCGAGCCCAAACAACUCGAACGAUCUACUUGUGGGCCAAAACGGCGAGGAAAUGGACUUUGGAAUUUUGCUGAACGAGCUGGAGUCCGUAAAGUUCAAUCAGAUGGCGAUUGCCGAAGACCUAAAGCGCAUAUCGAAGGACAACGAGUUGCUGUGGAAGGAGAAUAUGAUGGCACGCGAGAGAAACCAAGCACAACAGCAGGCUCUUAAUAAGAUUCUUCAUCUUCUGACAUCGCUAAUGGGGUCCAAUGCCCAGAAACUGCUGGGAAACGAGCUGGCCAACGAACUGGCCCAGUCAAACGCUUAUUUCAACGACAUGCCUACGGGAAACCGCAGUUUCUGGGAUCUAGGCGGCAUGAACAGCUCUUUGGCUCGGCCAAGAUUGCUGCUGAAGGAUAGCCAGAGACAUACCCAUUCAAAUGGGCCCACACACGGACGAGACAGCGGUGUUCACGAUCCCGUACAAGCGGCGGCCUCUCCCAUACAGGAAAUCGACCGACAGUAUAUCAACAACAACGGCGUCCCGAGCGCUGAACCCACUUCGAUGAGUGAUGUGGACGGCCACGUUACGGGCAAUUCGCGAGCCAGCCAGUCCGGACCGGCCUUCGACUCGGCCGCAUCUGUCGACCCGAACUUUUUCGACGACCUGGAGUCCAAUAUCAAAAAACAAGGCGAGUCGAUCCAGGAGCUCGAGGACUGGAUCACCAAGAUGUCGCCUUCUCACCACAACGAGAUAGAAAGUGUCACACCGUCUGCACCUAGCACCGAGUCGUUGAACCACGUGACCGGUGGCGGCGGCCCACCUGUAAGUUCUCAACCAACGCCCUCUAAUUUCGAUCUCCAAGACUAUCUAGCCACUGCCGAUCCAGCAGGGCUCACUCCACUAAUUCAAGAGUCGACAUCAGAGCAGUCUAGCAAACGCGAUUUCAACAUCCAACAACCUGACGAAAUCAACCCGCAAAACCCCGCCAAAAAACAGAAAACCACUUCAGAAAACUCUCUGAUUUGA